ACCGCAACAACACUUAUUCUGUAUAAACCCUCACCGCCCCAAAACCUUCGAUCUAAAUAUCCAUUUCUCUGUUCAAAUAGUGAGUGGCGAACGAACAGUCGUCAGAAGCAGAAAUGGCAAGCAACGCUCCCGAGCACGAGCACAGAGAAGAUGAGGAAACUGCCGCCAACGAGGACGAGGACACCGGCGCUCAGGUCGCCCCUAUCGUCAAGCUCGAGGAAGUGGCCGUAACCACCGGGGAGGAAGAUGAAGACGCCAUCCUCGAUCUGAAAGCGAAACUCUAUCGAUUUGAUAAGGAGGGAAAUCAGUGGAAGGAGAGAGGUGCUGGUACCGUGAAGCUAUUGAAACACAAGGUUACAGGAAAGGUUCGCCUCGUUAUGAGGCAAUCUAAGACUCUGAAGAUCUGCGCCAAUCAUCUCGUUUUGCCUGCAAUGACGGUGCAGGAACACGCCGGCAAUGAGAAGUCGUGUGUGUGGCACGCCACGGAUUUUGCUGAUGGUGAAUUGAAGGAUGAGCUUUUCUGCAUUCGUUUUGGAUCAGUUGAGAAUUGCAAAACCUUUAUGCAAAUGAUUGAAGAAGUUGCUGAAUCUCAGCAAAAGAAAGAAGAGAACAAAGAUGCCACUGCAGCUGCUGGUCUUCUCGAGAAGUUGACUGUUGAGGAAGAGAAGGACAAGAAAAGUGAUGAGAAAGCUGUGGAAGAGGCACCACAGAAAGAGGAAAAAGAAAGCAAAAGUGAAGCAGAUGCAGAAAAGAAAAGUGAGGAGCCUGGCUCUUCUUCAACUUAAAGAGGGUUGGAAUUUAUGUUUCAUGUCAUCAGAUACAUUGCAAGAUGUGAUGGAUGUCCACAUUUCUUGGCCAUGUCUCGGCACAUUGACACUGCUGAGGAAGUAUUUGUUGCCGGUCGGACUGAUGUGGGUCUACUAUGAGUCAUUUUGAGUCGUAUGUGUUUGGCUUGAACUUGAGGUCAUGUUUGAAUGUCUGAGGGUUGUGUUUUUGCAGUUUGGAUAUGGUCAGAGAUGUCCAGCAAUGGUCUUGUUUUCAUUUCAUUUCAUUUCAUUUCUCAAUACUACGGGGUGCAAGUUUCUGGUGAUACCACCCAAUGGAUGCAGGGAGAAAGAUAUCACUUUUAUAGACCGAUACUCCUAUUUGGUAGUCUUGGAUUUCUUGUGUUAUAUGGUAAAAAUGAGACUUGGAUACUAUUGUCAAUUCCGGAUUUUGAAUUGACAGUGCAUGUCAAAUGGAUCUUCUUCCCCUAGUGAUUUGGGCAAUAUUCUUACGGUAAGUUGUACAUUCACAAGUUUAUGUUGUGUGGAUGUCCUGCUCUCCAAAGUCAAUGUAUUUGUCCAAGUCUGUAAGAAAUUAUUGAGUGGUUAAAACAAUUACAACAUAUUAGCGUCA
Molecule: messenger RNA, 1398 nt
Organism: Carica papaya (papaya)
Lineage: Eukaryota; Viridiplantae; Streptophyta; Magnoliopsida; Brassicales; Caricaceae
Product: ran-binding protein 1 homolog b-like
Biological process (GO): nucleocytoplasmic transport
Cellular component (GO): nuclear pore; cytoplasm
Molecular function (GO): GTPase activator activity
Source: RefSeq, a predicted model, not a curated record